Molecule: messenger RNA, 8531 nt
Organism: Lingula anatina
Lineage: Eukaryota; Metazoa; Brachiopoda; Lingulata; Lingulida; Lingulidae
Product: sodium channel protein para
Biological process (GO): sodium ion transmembrane transport; membrane depolarization during action potential; neuronal action potential
Cellular component (GO): voltage-gated sodium channel complex; plasma membrane
Molecular function (GO): voltage-gated sodium channel activity
Source: RefSeq, a predicted model, not a curated record
ACCGGCAACCAUGAUUAUCUGUCCUGAAACGGUGGACGCUUUUGGUUUCUGUCCCGAGUUUGAUCUCAGGUUGCUUUGACCCCAAUUGCACUGCAGACGCUACAGUAAAAAAAUCCAUUGACAGUCAAAAGUCAUCUAAGCUGUUUAAUAAUUCAUUGCCGUUUUCCCUAUAAUUCCCAGUGUUUACUCUGCCGCGUGGAGCCCCGAGGAUUGGCGAAGCUUUGCUCCCGAACGCCGCCACAGAAUAUACAGGCACAACCAAUAGGUCUGUAAAUUACAUUUUUAAAAAUCAAUAGCUUCCUCAUUUGUAUGCCAGACCACAUUAGUUGGAGUUCAGCAGUGAAUGGGAACACACAGAAAUAUGGCAUAUCGAUGCUAGCGAGUGCCCGCACAUGGACUGUUCUGUGAAUACCCAAAACGACGCUUAACAUAUAGGGAAGUGAAACAGUGGACCCUGUGCUUCCGCGACGAGAGCUCCACCCGUGUUAGAGACUCCAAGUUAAAACCAGCCAAGCGUAUAUUCCAGGAACAAACAGAUUCAUCUGCAUCAAGCUCUGUGCGACAAUUGAUCGUAAGAUCAUAAACAUUACCAAAUAUGUCAAAAUGGCGGACAGUUACUUGAGAGCAACCGUUUUUAUUUCGUGAUCAUGGUGUUGGGUAUUUUUUCUGAUGACACUGAAUUCAUUCUGGUUUGGAAGAUCCUGGUUCCUCGAUUGAUCAGAUGACGUAUAUAGAUACUAUGGAAGAAGCCGACGAUGAACAGCCCCUCUUCCGCAUCUUUACACGAGAGUCCCUACGUCGGAUCGAGGAGCGAAUUGAGGAGGAAGCGCGUGCCAAAAAGGAGGCUGAGGAGCAGGCCAAGCUAGCAGAGGAGGAGGGCACACAGGAAGACAAGAAGGAAGAGAAGAAAGAUGCACACGAGGAAGAAGAGGAGGAGGGGCCGAAUAAACAUUUAGCAGCUGGAGCAAAGCUGCCGCCCCGAUUAGGAGAUUAUUUCCCACCGGAAUUUGUUGGAAAACCGCUGGAAGAUAUCGAUGAUUUUUACCAAAAUCAAAAGACUUUUGUCGUGAUAGGCAAAGACAAGUCAAUUUACCGAUUUAGUGCAACCAACGGAUUUUGGUGCCUCUCCCCCUUCAAUCCUUUACGACGAAUCAUGCUCUACGUUUUAGUCCAUCCAGCUUUCAACCUUAUUGUCAUCAUCACCAUUUUAGUGAACUGCGUGUUUAUGGCAAUGACAGAGACUCCCCAGAACUCAGAAUACGUUUUCACGGCCAUAUACACAAUGGAGGCUAUAGUGAAGCUUAUUAGCAGGGGAUUUAUACUGGAACCUUUUACGUAUUUACGCGACGCCUGGAAUUGGUUAGAUUUCAUGGUCGUGUCGCUAGCGUACGCGAUGCUGCUGCCAGAAGUGAAAGACAAACUAGGUAACGUGGCGGCCCUACGAUCAUUCAGAGUGCUAAGGGCACUAAAAACUGUUGCGGUGGUACCAGGACUUAAAACAAUCGUGGGUGCCUUAUUAGAAGCAGUAGUGCGACUGCGUGAUGUGAUUAUUUUAAGUACCUUCGUAUUAACGAUAUUUGCCCUGGUUGGACUACAAGUCUACAUGGGGAAAUUGCGCCACAAAUGCAUAUUGAGUGGACCAGAUGACAUGAAUGACACGGAGUGGUAUGAAUGGCAUAUUAACGAGAGUAACUGGCGUUUGAAUGAUCCGCAGGACCCAAGUUCAGGCUUUGUGGUCUGUCGAAACAAUACGGAUAUACCGGUUGGCAACUGUGCAUAUUUUGAAGAACAAGAUGGAAAAAACUACACAUGCAUGAAAGAUUUUGGGGUUUCGCCAAACUACGGAUACACCACUUUUGAUAAUUUCCCUGGGGCGUUGCUGUGUGCUUUCCGACUCAUGACGCAGGAUUAUUGGGAGAAUCUAUAUCAAUUGUCAAUCCGUGCAAAUGGAGAGGUCCACAUGGUGUUUUUUCUGCUCUGUAUCCUGUUUGGUUCUUUUUACCUGACAAAUUUAAUCUUGGCCAUUGUUGCUAUGGCCUAUGAAGAACAACAGAUGCGGGAUAAGGCAGACGCAGAAGAUGAAGCAGAAGCAAAAGAGGAGGAAAAAGAGCGUCGUGAGGCCUUGAUGUCAUUGUCCGAGAAAGUUCCGUCUGACCUGUCUAUUGCCCACCAAGAUCUAUUCGACGACAAGGACAAACCAGAAAGACUGAGCAUCAAAUCAGACAUCAUGAUAGGGCAUGACAAACUCCGCCGAUUAAGUGUACCAAACCCUGGUGUUAAGAGAGCGAGUCUAAGUCUUCCCGGCUCCCCAAUUUUUCGCAAAGGAUGCAAGCCCAAUCAGUUCAGUUGGAAGAAAAAGAAAAUCCCACCGGAAGAUAUUCAUGCUGCCGACCGCCAACCCCUCGUUCUAAAAAAUUUGGAAAAUUUGAACUUGCCAUUCGCAGACGAUUCUGCUGCUGUAACGCCAUCUAGCGAAGAUCUAUGCAAUAUUCCAAUGAUUCCUAAUGGUCAGAGAAAAGCCUCCAUGGCGCAUUUGCAUCCCGAAGGCAGCAUUAAACCAUACCAUGGAUCGCGUCGCGGUAGUCGAGUGUCCCACUAUAGCAAAGCCUCGAUCCGUUCCCGCCACAGCAGAGCCGGCAGCAGACGCUCACUACGAUACCGCUCAAGAAGGGAGAAAGGCGAACCAACAGACGAGAAGAUGUAUAAAGGCCAGCAGCAUCUUAUGCCUGAGGUGAUUCACGAUGGAACCAGCGAAAGGGAUGAUGGAGCCCUAAAACCAAUUGACGUUGCCAAAUCGCGCACACCAAGUCCAACAACAGUAGAUCUAAAAGACGUGAUGGUAUUAAAAGACCUCAUUGACCAAACAUCAAGGCGCAGUGCAUCUGUUUUCACAACAAGAACGGGGACAUUUUACGAGGAAGAACUGGACAGGAAAACAAUGAUAAAGAACAAACUCAACCAAAUCUUUUGCAGUUGGACGUGCUGUCCAUGUUGGCUGACAAUGCAGCGUUACGUUUACUUGUUUGUUACGGACGCUUUCAUGGAACUGUUCAUUACCAUUUGUAUUCUUGUUAACACCGCGUUCAUGGCCAUGGAUCAUCAUGACAAAUCUCCAGAGAUGACCUUCACAUUGAAAGUGGGGAACUAUGUUUUCACGGCCAUCUUCGCGCUAGAGGCCUUUUUGAAGAUCAUUGCCCUGAAUAUCCCGGUUUAUCUGAAAGACCCGUGGAAUUGCUUUGAUAUCAUCAUUGUGGUGCUCAGUUUGGUUGAGUUGGGACUUUCAGGCGUGAAAGGCCUCUCGGUUCUGCGAUCAUUUCGAUUGCUAAGAGUGUUCAAGCUUGCCAAAUCUUGGCCCACGUUGAACAUGCUGAUGAGCAUCAUGAUAAGAACCAUGGGGGCCCUAGGAAACCUUACCAUCGUUUUGGGAAUUGUCAUUUUUAUCUUUGCUGUUCUGGGGAUGCAGUUGUUCGGUGAGAGCUAUAAAGAAAAAUACGGACCGGAUUAUUUCACUGGAUUGCCGAGGUGGAACUUUACUGACUUCAUCCACUCCUUUAUGAUUGUGUUCCGUGUACUUUGUGGAGAGUGGAUAGAGAACAUGUGGCUUUGCAUGCAAGCGGUCGGCUACUCGUGUGUUCCAUUCUUCCUGCUCACUGUUGUUAUCGGCAACUUGGUGGUGCUGAACUUGUUUUUAGCCUUGCUGUUGAGUUCCUUUUCGGCCGACUCUCUGGGUUCGGACUCGGAUGACUCUGAACCAGAGGAGCCUAACAAAAUAGCAGAAGCAUUCGACCGCAUAUCCCGAUUUAAAAAUUUUAUCAAGAUGAAAAUCGUGGAAGGUUUUCUUAGGCUCAGAAAAAUGUUUAUCAAAAGAGGCGGUUCUGCGACAGAUGUAACGACAGUAGCAGUUAAUGGAAAAGAAAACUCGAAAGACAUGGUAGAUGGUGAGGUUCCAAUGCACAAUGGCGCUGUGAAAGAAAAAGAUGCUUUGGAGGCUAUGGAAAAAGGGACAAAAGAAAGUCAAGUCAACUUCGACGGAUCUAGGCAAAAUGGUUGUGGAAACAGGGAUAGUGGGGCAUCGUUCACCUGCGAAGAUGAGGGUAAAAGCCCGACAAGAUCGCACGCAGAUGAACCGCCAACCCGACCUGUAAGUGAAGACUCGCUAUGCAAAAAGCAAGAUCCUGUGACACCAACUGAAGAAGUCGGCUCUGAAAAGAAGGGUGAUUCACCGGAAAAACCCGGAAGCUUAGUUUCUCUUGCAGAGGGAGAGGACCAACUAGAAGCGGGAGAUCCGGAACCUAAUGAGGUCGAUGUGACGUACAUAAAAUACCCGGAUGACUGUUUUCCCGCCAGGUGGACAGCCAAGUGCGCAUGCUUUGUCCCAUGCACACAGACGGACUUUUGCAAAAAGUUUUGGGCUAUUCGUUGCAAGGCCUACCAACUCGUGGAGCACAAUUAUUUUGAAACUUUCAUCAUCAUAUGCAUCAUUAUGAGCAGCAUGGCGCUUGCCGUAGAAGACUAUUAUCUGAAGGACAGGCCAACACUGCAGCUGGUUUUGGAAAUAUUCGACAAAUUUUUUACCAUAGUCUUCGUCAUAGAAAUGAUUGUCAAAUGGCUAGCAUUUGGAUUACAUAAAUACUUCACGGAUGCCUGGUGCUGGCUUGACGUGAUUAUUGUUGGGAUCUCGGUUGCGGGCGUGAUGUUCGAACUUCUUAGUCCGGAAACUGGUGCUGGCAAAAACAUGAGCGCCAUGCGCGCUAUGAGAACCCUGCGGGCCCUGCGUCCUCUGAGAGCGGUGUCGCGAUGGGAAGGAAUGCGGGUGGUUGUUAACGCCUUAAUAGGAGCCAUUCCAUCUAUCUGCAACGUGUUUAUGGUGUGCCUGAUCUUCUGGUUGAUUUUCUCCAUCAUGGGCGUCAAUCUACUGGCCGGAAAAUUCUACAGCUGCAAGUGGGACAAUGGCACCAUAGUUGUGGCUGAAUGGACGGGAAUAUACACGCGCGAUAAUUGUUCGGCGCAUAACUUGACGUGGUCGGCCCCAAGCAUAACCUUCGAUAACGCGUUAGUGGGAUAUCUUGCGCUGUUGCAAGUGGCCACAUUCAAGGGGUGGGUGCCUAUUAUGACUAACGCCAUAGACGCAGUUGAUGUGGACAUGCAACCACGGCGAGAGCACAACGUCCUGAUGUACCUCUACUUCGUCAUCUUCAUUCUCUUCGGCUCCUUUUUCACCCUUAACCUCUUCAUUGGUGUUAUCAUUGAGAAUUUCAACUCACAGAAAAAGAAGGCAGGAGGAUCUCUAGAAAUGUUUAUGACUGAAGAUCAGAAAAGAUACUACAAUGCAAUGAAAAAAUUAGGAGGGAAAGAACCAAAGAAACCUAUACCUAAACCAAAGUUAAAAGUACAGCUGUGGAUUUUCCAUCUUUGCGUGAAUCAGAAAUUUGACAUUGUGAUCAUGGUGUGCAUCAUGCUUAAUAUGCUGACCAUGGCGUUGGAGCACUACGGCCAAUCAGACAAGUUUACUGAAGUUUUAAAUGUGAUAAACUUUAUAUUUAUUGGAAUCUUUACUGUGGAGUGUGUUUUGAAACUGUUUUGCUUGAGACAAUACUAUUUCAAGGAACCGUGGAAUGUGUUUGAUUUCGUUAUUGUCGUAUUCUCCCUUGUCGCCGUUGGUUUGGGAGGUAUAAUUGAACAAUAUUUGGUGUCACCGACGUUACUUCGUGUAAUACGUGUUUUCCGAGUGGGGAGAGUGCUUCGCCUUGUAAAGUCAGCAAAAGGGAUCCGUACUUUGCUGUUUUCCCUUGCCGUGUCCUUGCCAGCCCUUUUCAACAUUGGUCUUCUGCUUUUCUUGGUGAUGUUUAUCUGGGGAACGUUCGGGAUGUCAUUCUUUAUGAACGUUAAGUUUAAUAACGGCAUCGAUGAUCAGUUCAAUUUCCGGACCUUUGGAAGGGCCAUUAUAUUACUGUUUCAAAUGUGCACUUCCGCGGGUUGGGAAAGCGUAUUGGCGGGGCUCUCCAUACAACCGCCUGACUGCACAGAAGCCCCGCCAGAUUCUCAAGAACCGGGAGACUGUGGGAAUCCAGGCCUGGCGGUCGCUUACCUUGUAACUUACCUACUUAUAAGUUUCCUGGUCAUCGUCAACAUGUAUAUAGCAGUAAUCUUGGAAAACUUCAGUCAGGCCACAGAAGACGUACAGACCGGGCUAACGCAAGACGACAUCGACCUUUUUUACGAAACCUGGGAGAAGUAUGACCCUGAAGCAACCAAUUUUAUCCGACUUGAUCAGCUUUGUGAUUUUGUGGACGAGCUCGAAGAACCCCUUUGUAUUCCGAAGCCAAAUUACUUUCAGCUGGUUCACUUGGAUAUCACUAUUUGCGACAAUGACAGGUUACACUGUGUCGAUAUUUUGGAUGAUUUGACUCGUAAUUAUCUAGGAACUCAAGAUGAAGGGGAUCUUCCAGAACCUGAAAGAAAGGGUGAUUACCACCCGGUAAGUUCUUUGCUUGAAAGACAACGACACGUCUGGUGCGCUAAGAUCAUCCAAAAAGCAUGGAGAAACUACCUUUUAAGGAGAUCGUGCUCUGCGGUUGUCAUGGACGCUAGCAGUAGCUUUACCAAAGAAAAGAUGGAAGAGUAUGAUAGUAAAAUGAAAGAUCAAGAUGACCCACAAACAACUAGCGAAUCUGAACAGUCGGCGCCCCCUGCGUAUAACCAAGAUGGUAAAACUGUGGAGCUCUACCCAGACAGCGACGUUGUGGCGUGAUAUGCCAAGUAACGGUUUCGUAAAACUAGCGUUUUACGGCGUCGAUACGCCGUCACUAAGGUGCUCGCGAAGAGCCCGGGCAACUUGUGGCAAAGACAAACUUGGUCAGAGUAGGAGAAAGUAAUGAUCAGUCAGUCGCUUGGGCUGGUUUAGCAGGGUAAACGAAAGUUACUGGAAACCUUUUAUUCCGUAACAGAAUUGCCCUCUAAUGCGGAGAUACUAAUCUCAGGAUAUUGAUGACCGUGGUCAAAGGCGUCGUGACAGAAGGUGAUUUAAGUGAAAACCAGAUUACUUGCUGUUAAAGUAUAUUUGUGUUCACUUUAUGCAAUGCAGCGAUACGUGUAUAUGUUUUUUCAAAUAUUGUGCAUAAUCUUCUCCGGCGCAUAAUGCUUUUUGUUUGUUUUAACGCUGGUCUCUGCAAAGCGCUAUUUCUAUCGCUCAAUAACAGUUGUUUUUCCCUCUCUAAGAGGAUCGUAAUUUGAAAAUAAACAAGGAAAGCUGAUAAUUGCCAAGUGACGUCAAAAACUUUAGAAAGCUUUUUGGGCGUGGUGCUCUGAUUAUAGCAGUAUAUCGUUGGGUUUAGCAUGUUAGUAUGAUUUAUAACGUAUAUUUUUCGUAGAGACAGAACUUUGAUGAAAAUCUCUUCCCGUAAAUUGUGUUUGCAUUAGAGCAUGUAGAUGUUGGACGAGAAACACAGACAGGCCACUAUUAGAAAAUUUGCUUCUAAAACAGUAGCAGUUUUACCUACUUAACAGUGUAAGUCUAAUAAGCGCCAUGUUCAUUCAAUCUUACAUGUAACAAGUCGUUUUAAGAGUAGUAGCUAGAUGUCUUGCUUUUUUUAUACAAUAUUUAGCAAACAACAGCGAAAGGAACAUUCAUAUGGAUAAAAUGUGUAGUGUAUGUAAUUUUGAAAUUUAGAAAAAUUCCGUACUUGUAUUACAUAAUCUGCAUGUCAGUGUCACAUUGAAAAAUGAUUCUUUGUGUGUGAUCUAGGCAUUUAACUGAAGCUCGCUUAAAACGGGGCGGUUUGCCUCUUAAAACAAUAUAUACAGUACCAUGUCAAAGUAUUGCUACCCUUUUUCAUUAUCAUAUACGACGGUUUUCGCACUGUGCAUUGCAGCAAGUGUUUUAACAACGUUUGUAUGUUUCUCGAAAUAUUAUGGAACAUUUCAAACUUGCUACUUUGUACAACACAUAUGGUUACUCAUUUUACAACACAUAUAGUAGUUACAAAUGUCGCACUGGAGUGUGCUUGAUGUAGACAUAUAUAUACUGUGUGAUAGCCUGGCAAACAAGAAGUACUUCUACCGGUUUAUUAGAAUAUAUAACAGACACUCCAACACAAACAAAAACUGAGAAACAAACGGUCAUCAGUUCCAAUGUUCAGUGUGUGUGUACCGCCUAUUUAGUUAGUUAAUUACACAUAUCACUCAUUUUGUAAAUUUCUAUCAUCAAGCAUAGAUAUAUAGGUGCGUAAGUCUGCCUUAUUCGCUAUGUAGUUAUGUGUGACCUAGUUAUAAGUGUUGUCCCCAAAAAAAUAAAUACUCAACUUAUUUAAAACAAUGUCUUAGUCGCCUUUGUUUUCAUUUAUUUCAUACUUAAAUAUCUUUCCCAAAUUUGGACAUACAAGAACGGUUACUUAAUAAUUUUUAGACUUAAAUUUUAGUUUGUAUCGUUUUACCAGCAACUUACCAGUAAGGGAUUAUUUUUGCUAAUAGUUAUAAUAACCGUUAAUAUAUAAAAUUGCAAUCCGUAGAUAAAAGUUAUACAUUUGAUUAAA